AUGGAAUCGGUAGUGAAGGACAUUUGCGCAGGUGAAGAUGCAGUUCCCACAUUUCCGGAGGAUUUGAAUUGUCCUGAUAAUGAUGAAUUGGCUGUUAUUGAGACACCUGAUCCUCAUAGUUGUGGGUCAAACACUGUUGUUCAACCCCCUACAGUUGGUAUGGAAGGUUUUGGUGUAAUUAGGGCGGCUGGGUCUUUGAAGAAAGGAGGUGUGAAAGGUAAAGGGGUUAGCGGUGCAGAAGUUAGGAAGGAGUUUAGGAAUUACACUUGGAAAUGUGAGUGUAAUGGUAAACCUGACUUGAAACGAACAUUGAAGGGGCGGGUUGCGGUUGGACGUAAAGGUGUAGAAGUGCCAAUUAGGAAGUCUAAGAAAUGCAAUUGCCCUGUUAUGAUGUAUGCUGCAUGUAAUGAAGGGGGGGAAUGGGUAGUGAAGAGGAUCGUUUUGGAUCAUGUGAACCAUAAUCCAACACCAAGCAAAUCGAGGUUCAUUAGCAUGUUUAGGAAGGAGGAGGUGAGUUGCGCCGUGAGAAGGCGAUUGUUUAAUGAUCAUGUUGUUGGCGUUAGAAUAUCACAGAUUCAUAAUAGCUUAGCGCGUGACCGAAAUGGUAUUGAGAAUAUGGUUAUCACAGAGAGAGAUCUUAGGAAUAUGGUUGCCAAGGAACGGAAGUUGAAACUUGGGCCCGGAGAUGCAAAUGCGAUGCUAAUGUACUUUAACAAGAUGGCAGCUGACAAUCAAAAUUUUUUCCACAUUCAUCGACUUGACGAUAAAGGGUAUUUGAAGGAUGUGCUUUGGGUUGACGCUAGGUCGAGGGUGGCAUACGAAGAAUUUUGUGACAUUAGCAUAUUGCUUGGUUGUGCGCUAGUAUCGCACGAAGAUGCAGAGACUUAUGAGUGGGUCUUUAGCACAUGGUUGCUUUGCAUGGGGGGUAAGGCACCCAUUGAAAUAUGGACAGACCAAGAUGCUGCUAUAAGGAAGGCCCUUCGCAAUGCUAUGCCAGAGUCUGUACACCGAUGGUGCAUUUGGCACAUCAUGAUGAAAUUUGGGAAGAAGCUUGGUUCAUCAUAUGCUAAUUACAAAGAUUUGAAGGAAGCAUUGACGAAAGCCAUAUACGAGAGUGUAAGGCCUGAAGUUUUGAGAGGAGUUGGCUUUGUGCGAUAG
Molecule: messenger RNA, 1158 nt
Organism: Beta vulgaris subsp. vulgaris (sugar beet)
Lineage: Eukaryota; Viridiplantae; Streptophyta; Magnoliopsida; Caryophyllales; Amaranthaceae
Product: protein FAR-RED IMPAIRED RESPONSE 1-like
Exons: 4
Coding region: 1-1158 (385 amino acids)
Source: RefSeq, a predicted model, not a curated record